AAAGUAUCCCUCCUGUUUGGUUAGCUUUUCAAACGCUACAGAAUCAGAUGGAAAUCAUUUAUGAGUCUUUAUGUUUAAACUUUCAACCAUCAAAUAUGCUGCUUAUUUCUAUCAUUUAAAAUACUUAAAAUACUGACCAUCACAGGUGUCCGAACAGAGCUUUUGAUUGAUCUUAACUGGUUGUAGUUACGGUUAGCGUUGUGUUUUUCGUAUGUGCGUUUACAGCAUACUUGUAAACAAACCCAUCUAGCCAUCAAACUGUCCUUUAUAGUCAUGUUUGGAUAUAGCAUUGAAGGAGUAAAUUGUGGAUGUCUUAACAAAGCCUCAUUCAGCCCACUGGAGAGUUCUCCUCUUUGAAAAGCGUUAUUUGAGAUGUUGGAAGCUGAAUCUAUUGAAGAUGUAUUUCUCUGAUGGAUAGUUUAUGUAUCAAGGCAUUAGCAAUGAAUGCUGAGCAACAACAACAGCUAAAAGUCAAAAGGGUGUCGACGAGAAAGAGGCCAAGAGACAGUCUUAGAAGCCAAAUGACACCUGCCAGGAAAAAGGGAACUGGUAGAGACAAGGGGAUACUAAACGGCUCAAUGGACGAUCAAAUUCCUACUGAGUUUUGCAGUGACAAUGAAGACUUAUUUGGGGAUUAUGACAGUAUUUUGGGGGACAGCUCUCUCAUGGCUAAACUUGACAGCGUGGAACAAACAGCAAGAACAAAAGACCCUCCCCAGGCUGUAGACAGCAAACCAGUGGACAACAAACCAGUGGACCAGCCAAAGAGAGGAUUCACAGAGCUGCGUUCUUUGAAAAACACAGAUUUACAGCGGCCCAGCGAUGACCACCUCACCGACUCCAUCCUAGACGUCUUCAAAGACGAGUCCUUUGGGGACCUACCAUCAGCCCAACAGCUUGACAUUGAAGAAAAAGAUCUGAGGACUAGCGAUAUUUUACAAAAAGACAAAACAUCUACACCUUUGAGGACCAAGGAGAGGACCAGUGAAUGCAGAACUAAGAUGGGGGGUACAAAUACAACAGAAGGACAGACUUCUGCCGGGUUUUCUAAAGCCAGGCGCAGUAUGACAGAUCACCUGAAGAGGGCGAUGUUGAGUAACGCCGGGGCUCCAUCCAAUGUCUCACGUACAAAGGUGCUGAAGGAGGCUGUGGUCUCUGAGGAAAUCAAUGUUGCCAUGCAGGCCAUGGAAAAGGUAUCCACGGUGACCACGGACCUCGGACCCUUCUUUGGUCUUCCCACCAAAGUGAAGGAACUGAUACACAAACUGCGAGGAAUAAACGACUUAUAUGACUGGCAGAAGACGUGUUUGAACCUUGACUGUGUUCGUGAGAGAAGGAACCUGAUCUACUCACUGCCUACCAGCGGAGGGAAGACUCUUGUUGCUGAGGUCCUCAUCCUGAAGGAGCUGCUGUGCAGGAAGAAGGACUGCCUGUUCAUCUUACCCUAUAUAUCACUGGUGCAAGAGAAGGUGCGUGGGUUAGCAGGCUUUGGCCUGGAGCUGGACUUCAUGGUGGAGGAGUACGCUGGCAGCAAGGGACGGUUCCCCCCAGUGAAGCGGCGGAACAAGAAUUCUCUCUACAUCGCUACCAUAGAGAAGGGCCACAGCCUGGUCAACUCUCUGAUAGAGAACGACAGGCUGGACAACCUGGGCAUGGUGGUCGUGGAUGAGCUUCACAUGUUGGGAGAUGGCAGCAGAGGUGCCAUCAUUGAGAUGACCCUGGCUAAAGUCUUAUAUAUGAGUAAAACAACCCAGAUUAUUGGGAUGAGCGCCACCCUGGGGAAUAUUAAAGACAUUCAGAAGUUUUUGAGAGCGGAGAAUUACACCAAUGACUUCAGGCCUGUCCAGCUGAGUGAGUACGUUAAGCUGAGCAACACCAUCUACGAGGUGGCCCCCAAAGAAGAGGACUGUUUUAAGUUCUCCCGUCUUCUUAACUUUAAGUAUUCCAGCAGCAUGCAGCAGAGGGACCCAGACCACAUCAUCGCCUUGGUAACGGAGGUCAUUCCCGCCUACUCUUGCCUCGUCUUCUGUCCUACCCAGAAGAACUGUGAAAAUGUAGCAGGGAUGAUCUGCAAAUAUCUGAAAGAGGAGUUCCUGGUGCUGAAGGAGAAGGAGAAGGGCGUGCUGCUGCGGGAGCUGAAGGCCAGCGGGAGCGGCAUGGUGUGCCCCGUGCUCCGGAAGGUCAUCCCCUAUGGCCUGGCCUACCACCACGGCGGGCUGACGGGGGCCGAGCGCCGGCUGGUGGAGGACGCCUACUCCAGCGGGGUGCUCUGCCUGCUGGCCUGCACCUCCACCCUGGCCGCCGGCAUCAACCUGCCCGCCCGCAGAGUGAUCCUGCGCUCUCCCUACGUGGCGGCAGACUUCCUCAAGAGGAGCCAGUACAAGCAGAUGGUGGGCCGCGCUGGGCGGGCCGGCAUCGACACCGUGGGGGAGAGCAUCCUCAUUCUACAGGACAAGGACACUGUCCUGGCUAAAAAGCUUGUCUCUGCCCCGAUGGAAACCUGCUACAGCAACCUCACACACAACGAAGGCAAGGGUGUCCUAAGUCUCAUCCUGUCAAUCAUUGGACUAAAGAUGACCACCACCCCGGAGCAGGUGAAGGACUUCAUGUCGAGCACCCUGCUGUGCGUCCAGCAGGAGCGGCUGUGUGCCGAGCGAGGCCUGACGGACCGGGUUCAGGACAGCCUGGUUCUCCUCCAGGAGAUGAACCUCAUCAGCGUGACCCAGGGCCCCCAGGGGGACGCCUUGGAGAUCACCACGCUGGGCCGGGCCACGUACAAGAGCUCGGUGGACCUGACCAAGUGUGACGUGCUCUACAAGGACCUGUCCAAAGGCCUGGAGAGCCUGAUGCUCAACAGUCACCUGCACCUCCUCUACCUGGUCACGCCCUAUGACAUGAUCGCCCAGUGCAAGCCCGACUGGAUGGCCUUCUUCAGACAGUUCAGCCUGUUGUCUGCUUCAGAGCAGAAGAUGUCCGCAACGGUCGGGGUGCCUGAGAGUUUUGUGGCCAGGAAGGCCGCCGGGCAGACGGUGAAAAAGAGCGUGAACAUGGCGUCGGUGCACCGGCUGUACCUGGCCCUGGUGCUCUACACCCUGCUGAAGGAGACCAACCUGUGGAGCGUGGCCGAGCGCUUCUCGCUGAGCCGCGGCUUCAUCCAGAGCCUGCUCAGCUCCUCCGCGGCCUUCUGCGCCUGCGUGCAGCACUUCACCGAGGAGUUUGAGGAGUUCUGGCCGUUCAAGUCCCUGCUGGCCGAGCUGUCCAAGCGUCUGAGCUACUGCGUCACAGCCGAGCUGGUCCCGCUGAUGGAGGUGGCUGGGGUCCUGGAGUACAGGGCGAAGCAGCUGUUCAACGCGGGCUACAAGACGCUGUCUCACCUGGCCAACGCCGACCCCAGCACCCUCUCCAACGCCGUGGAGAACCUGAACAAGAAGCAGGCCACUAUGAUGGUGGCCUCCGCCAAGAUGCUGUUGAACGACAAGGCUUCUGCUCUGCAGGAGGAGGUGGACGAGCUGCUGAUGCUGCCUCUGGAUUUACCCGUGCCGUGACACUGAACAAGUCUACCGAAUUUAUUUAUGUUUUAAAUGUUUAUAAGAAUAAUGACACAAUCAUUGAAAUGUGUUGUCCUAUUUAUGUGAAAUAAUCGGUUUUUUUGCCACUUGAAAGAAAACAUUUGAUUAAAAUAACAAGGUUGAGAA
Gadus morhua (Atlantic cod) is the source of this 3695-nucleotide messenger RNA. RefSeq names its product helicase, POLQ like (gene helq). Bases 411 to 3545 code for a protein of 1044 amino acids. The record is from RefSeq and is a predicted model, not a curated record. Lineage: Eukaryota; Metazoa; Chordata; Actinopteri; Gadiformes; Gadidae. The transcript is spliced from 18 exons. Gene Ontology annotation, molecular function: ATP binding; nucleic acid binding.